Molecule: messenger RNA, 1156 nt
Organism: Angiostrongylus costaricensis
Lineage: Eukaryota; Metazoa; Nematoda; Chromadorea; Rhabditida; Metastrongylidae
Source: the annotation of a GenBank genome assembly
AGAACAAGACGGAUGCUAUCGAAAUAAGUAGAGCAAUGAAGUUACACAGAGGUAUAACGUAAAGUGCUGUUAGUAAGAAAUAUUUUUUAAGAACGAAGUUUUGCACUAUUACCAUGUCGAACUUAUUAUUACAGAAGACAACUGCUUCAAAGCGCAUCAAUUUGAUCUGAUUUGUCGAUUCAAAGUAGAUUUGGAAGUCCACCUAUCCAAUUAUUUUGGCACCUGUGUGUCGUUAAUGAUCUACGGUUCUACUCUUAACGGUUUCGGAACUCGUACUUGUGACGUUGAUAUGAGUCUAUCCUUCCCGCUUGGACCACCAAAAGGAAAGGUGAUUGUGGCAAAAGCACUUGUCGACUAUCCCAAUGCCCGUGACGAACAGUACAUUUGCGCCAAGGUUCCGAUUGUGCGGUUUCGUGGCAAAGACGGAGGCAUUAAGGCUGACAUUUCAUAUCGAAACGACUUGGCCUUGCACAACACUAAACUUCUUCAUCAGUACUGUAAGUGGGAUAGGGACCGCCUGCCAACGCUUGGAAUCUGGGUGAAGACAUGGGCGAAACGCUGUGGUGUCGGUGAUGCGUCCAAGGGCUCCUUAUCUUCAUACGCAUGGAUUCUCAUGCUGAUUCAUUAUCUACAACGUACCGAGCCUAUUAGAAUGUUGCCAUUUUUACAGCUCGUAAACACUGAGAAACGAUUAAUCGUCAUUUUAAGUGGAUUUCAGGUUCUUCACUCUCAAUGCAUCGCUGUUAGUACUUUUGAAUUGUUUGUCGGAUUUUUGGAUUACUUCUCCACCUAUUUCCAGUACGAAAGACAUGUAUGUUAUAGACCAAGGAAUUGCAGAUGGCCUCGAUGUCCAAUGGUAAUAAGCGAUCCGUUUGAACUUGAUCAUAAUCUCGCGCAGAGUGUUAACGAAGACAUGUUCCAAUAUAUCUGCUUAUGCAUGGAACAUUCUCAUGCAGUAUUCAUGGAUCAAAAUUUACGCGCUGAAUUUCUUGUUUCCAAAGGCUGUCCAAGAGGAACCGCUGACAAAGUCCAUAUGAACGACGACUUACUCCGAGAAUAUGGAGUAAGUCCUUUCGCAGAUGUACUUGCCACGUACGCCUAUGAAUACGUUCUCAUAACAAGUCUGUCCCAAAUCCGUUGUAGGUGUAAUGCUUAA